AUGGUUGGUGAUUACGAAAAAGUCAUUCCUUACCCGACGAUUCGAGGAGCAAACGAGACCUUUAACGCGUAUGGAAAUGUCCCCAUGGGCCUCAACCACCACAAGGGACGACUGUUCGUAACGUUUCCUAGAAGAAGCCCGGGAAUUCCAGCAACCCUUGCGGUAAUUAAUAUGGUUAGAUCUCAAGGGGUCAACAAUCCAGCGGUGUUCGCUUAUCCUGACGCUCAAACGAAUGCACUUCAAUUGGAUUACUCACCAGAUCCAAGACGGAUUGUGUCCGUAUAUCGCACCAAAAUCGACAAAUGUGACCGAUUGUGGUUCGUGGAUACCGGCUAUUUGGAAUAUUCUGGCAAUGAGCGACAGAUUCAACGACCAGCGCUGUGGGUUUUAAAUCUGAAAAAUGACCGUCCUCUUCAACGAUACGAAAUCCCAACCACUAUUGUGGAACUUGGUUACGGAAUGGCCGGUAUAACAGUUGAUGUAGAAGAAGACAGAUGCGAACAGGCUUAUGCCUACAUAUCCGAUUACCAAUGGCAAGGAUUAUACGUGUAUAGUCUAGCCGUUAACAGAAUGUGGCGUUUUAAUCACAAUUUCUUUUCGUUCGAACCACGAAACGGUCGAUUCAACGUUGGAGGCUCACGAUUUGUCUGGAACGACGGACUGUUUUCCAUCGCUCGGGGCCGGCAGGAUUCAACUACGAGAAACCGCAUAGUGUACCUCCAUGCGCUCGCUUCUACAAGUGAAAUUGCUGUUUCCAACAGUGUACUGAAGAAUGAAACAUUGUCUCGAUUCAGAAACGAAUACAGUGAACUGUUUCGACAUCUGGGAUCACGAGGGCCCAACACUCACAGUGCCAGCCAUGAUUACGAUGAGGGCACCAGUGUUCUGUUCUACACAGAGGUUAAUCGAAACUCGAUCGGAUGCUGGAACAGUAAACACGGGUUUGACGCCGAUAAUCAUGGCAUAGUGCAUUUGGAUAAUGAGAAGAUGAUUUAUCCGUCGGAUUUAACGAUUGACAAUGAUGGUGUUCUCUGGGUUAUGUCAAACAGAUUCCCAGUAUGGCUCUACUCAAGGUUGAAUGCGACCGAUUAUAACUUCCGAAUCUGGCGUCUGUCGGCCAACAGUGCGAUCAAGGGCACAAUUUGCACGUAA
Molecule: messenger RNA, 1152 nt
Organism: Sabethes cyaneus
Lineage: Eukaryota; Metazoa; Arthropoda; Insecta; Diptera; Culicidae
Product: L-dopachrome tautomerase yellow-f2-like
Exons: 4
Coding region: 1-1152 (383 amino acids)
Cellular component (GO): extracellular region
Source: RefSeq, a predicted model, not a curated record